GGCGGUAUCCCUUUAAAGUGUGUGCACAUAAAGCAUAGUGACUGCUGCGGACUGACAGCACUGCAGGCAGGACCCACCGGGCGCCGGAGAUCUUAGCUUACCCCUGUUACGCAACCGGCACCGUUGGGAAAUGGGGAUGCACGGCUCCAAGCCUCGGAAGCAGGCGCAGGUCCUGAUGCUGGGCCUGGACGAGUCGGGGAAGAGCACCCUCCUCUACAAGCUGAAAUACAAUGAGACCGUGGUCACCGUGCCCACCGUGGGCUUCAACGUGGAGACCCUGGAGACGGACAGGAGCGGUCCCAGUCUCACCGUCUGGGACGUGGGUGGCCAGAGGAAGAUGAGGCCCCACUGGAAGCAUCACUACGCCGACACGGCCGGGCUGCUGUUUGUGGUGGACAGCGCGGACCACGGGAGGCUGGACGAGGCCUGCAGGGAACUCCAUCGGGUCCUGAAGUAUGAGAGCCUCAGAGGAGUCCCCUUGGUCGUACUCGCCAACAAACAGGAUCUUGGCGGGGCCCUGAGCCCGGAGAUGGUGUGCCAGAGAUUGGACCUGCGGCAGGUGUGCCAGGGCACCAGAGCCUGGUUCAUCCAGCCCUGCUCGGGUGUCACUGGCACCGGGCUGGAGCAAGGCUUCAGGAGGAUAGUCUAUCUGAUGAAAACCCCGCUGAGACAGACGCGAGAGGACAUUCAGGUCAAGUGUGCGGCCCUCAGUGGAAAAAGUUUGGACACCCCUGAUGUAACACGUCUCAGAUCUACAAUAAAGUGAAGUGACUAUUUCAACACUGACUUGGUUGUAUGGAACAAUAAAGACAUGUUGCUGCUGGA
Nerophis ophidion (straightnose pipefish) is the source of this 825-nucleotide messenger RNA. Its product is annotated as ADP-ribosylation factor-like protein 14. Gene Ontology annotation, cellular component: cytoplasm. Gene Ontology annotation, molecular function: GTP binding; GTPase activity. The record is from RefSeq and is a predicted model, not a curated record. NCBI's taxonomy places the organism in Eukaryota, Metazoa, Chordata, Actinopteri, Syngnathiformes, Syngnathidae. Bases 131 to 766 code for a protein of 211 amino acids. The transcript is spliced from 3 exons. Gene Ontology annotation, biological process: intracellular protein transport; vesicle-mediated transport.